Messenger RNA from Empidonax traillii (willow flycatcher), 1453 nucleotides. It is a transcript of the gene TXNIP, whose product is annotated as thioredoxin interacting protein. Gene Ontology annotation, molecular function: ubiquitin protein ligase binding. Gene Ontology annotation, biological process: protein transport. The transcript is spliced from 8 exons. The coding region runs from base 113 to 1303 and encodes 396 amino acids. The record is from RefSeq and is a predicted model, not a curated record. Gene Ontology annotation, cellular component: cytoplasm. Lineage: Eukaryota; Metazoa; Chordata; Aves; Passeriformes; Tyrannidae.
AGCCACCCACCCUUCUGCCUGCCACUCGCCUGCUUCCAGGCGGGGUUUCCUUGCUGCGAGGGCGAUAAAGCCCCACAAGCUUCGCUCCCUGCGUGCCCGCGCCGCCCCAGCCAUGGUGAUGUUCAGGAAGGUGAAGAGCUUCACCGUGGUCUUCAGCGAGCCCGACAAGAUCUACUGCAGCGGGGACAAGGUGGCCGGGCGCGUGGUCGUGGAGGUGGCCGAGGUGACCCGCGUCAGCGCCGUCAAGGUGUUGGCGUGUGGGGUGGCCAGGGUGACCUGGGCCAAGGGCCCGGCCCAGUGCCGGCAGGAGAUGGAGUACCUGCGCUUCGAGGACGUGCUGGCGCUCGAGGAGCAGCCCACGGAUGGGGACGGCUCCGUCAUCCUGAGACCUGGGAACAAGUACGAGUACAAGUUCGACUUCGAGCUGCCCCAGGGGCCGCUGGGCACCACGUUCAAGGGCAAGUACGGCUCCGUGGAUUACUGGGUGAAGGCGUCCCUGGAGCGCCCUGCCUGCCCCCCCCAGCAGGUGAAGAAACGCUUCGAGGUGAUGGAUCCCGUGGAUGUGAACACCCCAGAAUUGCUGUCCCCGGUGGCAGCCAAGAAGGAGAAGAAGGUGUCGUGCAUGUUCAUCCCCGACGGACGCGUCUCCGUCAGCGCCCAGAUCGACAGGAAGGGCUUCUGCGAAGGCGAUGAGAUCUGCAUCAACGCCGACUUCGAGAACACCUGCUCGCGCAUCGUGGUGCCCAAGGCGGCCAUCGUGGCCAAGCACACCUACCUGGCCAACGGCCAGACCAAGGUCUUCUGCCAGAAACUCUCCUGCGUCCGCGGCAACCACAUCAUCUCGGGCACCUCCGAGUCCUGGCGCGGCAAAACCAUCCGCGUGCGGAAGCUCAAACCCUCCAUCCUGGGCUGCAACAUUCUGCGCGUGGAGUAUUUCCUGCAGAUCUACGUCAGCGUCCCGGGCUCCAAGAAGAUCAUCCUGGAGCUGCCGCUGGUCAUCGGGAGCCGCUCGGGCAUCGGGAGCCGCAGCUCCAGCAUGGCCAGUCAGACCAGUUCCGAGAUGAGCUGGGUCGACCUGAACCUCCCGGAUGCUCCAGAGGCACCCCCCUGCUAUCUGGACAUCGUUCCCGAGGAUCACCGGCUGGAGAGCCCCACCACGCCCCUGCUGGAUGAUCCCGACGGAUUCGACAGCCCCAUCUUCAUGUACGCGCCGGAGUUCAAGUUCAUGCCCCCCCCCACCUACACGGAGGUGGAUCCCUGCGUGGCCAACAACAACAACAACAACAACAACAACGUCCAGUGAGCGCCGCGCCCGGCGGGGUCGCUCCCGCUGAUCCCGGACUUGGCUCCGUGUGCCGCCCGCCCGCGGCUCCCGAGGAACUGCCACAUUCCCGAGGAACGGCCGCUUUCCCCAGGAAAGGAAGCGCCGCUCCGGAGCGCUGGAACCCGCCAG